Messenger RNA from Phoenix dactylifera (date palm), 601 nucleotides. The record is from RefSeq and is a predicted model, not a curated record. Lineage: Eukaryota; Viridiplantae; Streptophyta; Magnoliopsida; Arecales; Arecaceae.
CUCUACUUUUCUUCUUCUUGAUUUAAGAAUGCGAAGAAAGGUUCAUUGCUAUCUGAUUUAUUGGAUUGUUGGUAGCUUGGGAACGUCUUUGUUCACCAAUACCACCAUAUCCUUCACCAGUCUCCAGAGCUCAUCUACCGCUUCUACCUGGGGAACAGUAAGCUCGGCCAGCCAAAGGCUCAGGGUUCAUGAGUUCGAUCACCACCAUGCAAGCGAUCAACGAGAAGAUACUGUCUAUGGACUAUAGAGAGUUCGGGGCGGAGAUAAAGGUGGUGGAUGCUCAGGAACCGCUUGAUAGUGGGGUGCUCGUCCUCAUAACUGGGUACCUCAUAGGGAAGGAAAACAUCAGGAGAAGCUUCAUUCAGUCUUUCUUCCUUGCCACCCAGGAUAAAGGUGGUAAUGUAUUGAAUGAUAUAUUUAGAUUUGUGGAAGAGGCUGAUGAGCAACGGGGGACCUCUGGGUUGGUGAACGGCACUGGUGUGACUCUACUUGAGAUUCUUCUUUGGAUUACAUUGGGUUUCAUUGUGAAAUUUCUUCUACAAUAUUUAACUAUCAUGUUCUUUGGAUAAAUUGUAAUGAAUUCUUUCUUUGUUUCUUUUUU